UGACACAACCAAACAACAUACAACCCACACUCCACGAAAGAUACAAAUAUCUUUCUUGCGACCUCUCAGCAAUUCGCUUUCUGCAGAUCAACUAAACUAGACCACUAAAGUCUUCAUUACAAACAAAACCGCCAACAUGGCUUUCACCGGAUCCGAUAUCUUCAAGAUCAUUCUUGCCGUCAUCCUCCCGCCCGUCGGUGUCUUCUUGGAGCGCGGCUGUGGUGCUGACUUCUGCAUCAACGUCUUGUUGACCAUCCUGGGUUACAUCCCCGGUAUUAUCCACGCUCUGUACAUCAUUCUGAAGUAUUAAGCGAACGGUGUCGCCUAAGCAAUAAAGGCCUGGCGAUGAAGCAGUGUCAAACAACCACUUGAAAAGUCGCCAGUCGUCCCAAGGCGCUCGUGGUUACCAGUGCUUGCUCGCGCUCUGUCGGGGCGCUCGGCACUCAAAGAUGUGGGGUUCUCAAUAGAGCACAGCCUGCAUCACAGACCAUGACACCAACAGAUGAAGCGCUACGCCACCACACUAUCGAUUUUCUUUGUUUACCCAGAGCGCAUGGAUGAGUUGUUGCGGGGAGCUUGGAAUAUUUGUGCAUCGCGCGCAUAAGAUGUGGAAUUUUGCUUUUACGAAAUGAUUCCCCCAGGGUUUCGCGAGGAAGCCAUGAGAAGCGUAUGAACUUCUCCGACUGUACCAUAGCAUCAGCUACAGCUUGCGGCCAUAAUAAUGAUGAUGAACGAUACCCCAUAA
Molecule: messenger RNA, 745 nt
Organism: Truncatella angustata
Lineage: Eukaryota; Fungi; Ascomycota; Sordariomycetes; Amphisphaeriales; Sporocadaceae
Product: putative cation transport-related protein
Exons: 2
Coding region: 137-310 (57 amino acids)
Cellular component (GO): membrane
Source: RefSeq, a predicted model, not a curated record